Messenger RNA from Passer montanus (Eurasian tree sparrow), 1553 nucleotides. It is a transcript of the gene GAL, whose product is annotated as galanin and GMAP prepropeptide. Gene Ontology annotation, molecular function: hormone activity. Gene Ontology annotation, cellular component: extracellular region. Lineage: Eukaryota; Metazoa; Chordata; Aves; Passeriformes; Passeridae. The record is from RefSeq and is a predicted model, not a curated record. The transcript is spliced from 6 exons. The coding region runs from base 918 to 1271 and encodes 117 amino acids.
UUUCUGGAAAAGGAGCUGUAAGUGGAACUUAUUCUGUGCAACAUCUCUGGUGUUUUCUCAUUGAAAGAGAAAUUAACUUGAGGGACUUGCAGUGAAUAAACUAAUUUGUUGUAAAGUACAAUUUUGAUGGGGGAAAAAAAGGAACUAAUACUGGAAUUUCUGCUUUGUAAUUCAGUUUUGCACAUCCCGAUGCCAGCUGUAACCACAACUAAGAUAAGCGAACUGGUGAAACUCCGCUGGUUGCAAACGCACAGGCCAGGGCUGCUCUACUCGCUGCAGAGAGCUGGUUUUUAUACAUAACCCCUGUUUUUUAUAUAUAACCCCCAAAGAAACGCUGUCUCAGGCACAGAGCGGCAGGAAGCGCAGACCCUGACAGCUCCUCUCCCCGAUGCUGGACAGCGGGCUCGAGUCAAAGGGAUUGCAGGGGCGAGUGAGCCCAGGAGCUGCGGAGCGGAGCAGAGCAGAGUACUUCCCUCAGGCACCUUCCCUCAGGCACCUUCCUUCCCCCAGGCACCUUUCUUCUCUCAGGCACCUUCCUUCUCCCAGGCACCUUCCUUCCCUCAGGCCCUUCCCCAGGCUGUCCCGUGCCCGUGUCCCGGAGGAGAUGUGCAUCCUGUUCCCCUCACGCCUCCCCUCACGCGGAGGCGCAGCUCAGGGCAGGGCUGGCGGCCCGCGCCGCAGCUCCCGGCUCCCCGCGUCGUGCUCCCGAGUGCCUCUAAUCGGCUUGCCGCGAUUUCUGCCCUUCCUAAAGCGGCGGGCGGCACGGCCCGGGGGAGGCGGGGGGAGGCGGUGGGCGGCUCUCGGCUCCGGGCUCAUAAAGCCCGUAAAGCGCGGCGGGAGCGCGGCGCGGCCGCGGCCAUGCAGUGAGAGCCCGCCGUGGGAUCAGCGCCGCGAGGGACAGACCGCCCCGGCUCAAGAUGCAGAGGUGCACCGGAUUCCUGCUUCUGUCUUUAAUCCUUUGUGCCACCCUCUCGGAAACGCUCGGGCUGGUUUUCUCUGCAAAAGACAAAAGGGGUUGGACUUUGAAUAGUGCUGGUUAUCUACUUGGGCCACAUGCAGUAGAUAACCACAGAUCUUUUAAUGACAAGCAUGGUUUCACUGGUAAACGCGAAAUACCGCCCGACGAGGAUAUUAAAGCAGGGAGCCUUGGAAGACCCCUGGCUGAUGAAAACAUUGUGCGCACAGUAAUUGAAUUUUUGACCUACUUGCAUCUGAAAGAGGUGGGAGCACUUGACAAGCUACCUAAACCAGAGGAAAUGAACCAGUCUUGAAGAAUGCAUUUUUAUUUUGUUGCAGUGUAGAUUUAGACUGAAUUCUAAACAAAAGACCAAAAUGACCUGAAGUUAAGAAGUAUGGUUUGCAUUUAUUUGAUAAAUGGUAAACAAUGUUCUGCCCUCUGGUUGGUUUGUUGGAUUAUUUUUUGCUUUUUUUUUCCCCCUUCCCUCCCUCUCCUGCAAUGUCAUUGUGUAUAAUUUUGCUUUGGUCAAUUUUUUUCUGUAGGUAAAUGAUAAAAUAAAAAUAAAGAGCAACAAAGUUGUUUCAUUUUAAAAUUA